AUGUCUCGUGGUUGCACCUACAGAGAUGAGCUCAGAAUCAGAGCCAAGCUGUACGAACACGCCGACCGUUACCCCGAAAUGGCCUGCGAAAUGAAAAGACUGUUCGAUUUGGAUCCGACUCGCCAAUUCUCCCCCGAGGAGAGAAAUCUCUUUUCCGCGGCCUAUAAAAAUGUGGUGGGAUCCCGUCGAUUUGCCCACCGAGUGCUGUCCUCCCUCCAAAAGACAGAAGAAGGGGACGAGAUGACAUUAUCCAUUCUCCUUUCCAUGAAGAAGAAGGAGGAGGAGGAAAUAACCCGCCUGUGUGACCAAGUCCUGGUCUGCCCGCUGUGUGAGUGCCUAGGCCAUCAUUUCCCAAUUCCUGACCGACACAACCCUGUCCGACGAACACAAAGUCUUUUACAACAAAAUGUUCGGAGACUACAAUCGCUACAAAGCAGAGAUCGACCCUCCUGA
Molecule: messenger RNA, 453 nt
Organism: Octopus sinensis (East Asian common octopus)
Lineage: Eukaryota; Metazoa; Mollusca; Cephalopoda; Octopoda; Octopodidae
Product: 14-3-3-like protein 2
Exons: 1
Coding region: 1-453 (150 amino acids)
Biological process (GO): signal transduction
Cellular component (GO): cytoplasm
Source: RefSeq, a predicted model, not a curated record